AAGGUGAGGCUCAGUGUAAUUGAUUAGGAAGAGGAAAUGUGGAGUUUUCCAUAUAAAACCAAACUACCAUUGACACCAAUAGAUUAAAGGUACAGCCCUACGCAUGUUUAGACAGGAAAAGUCCUACAAAUCCCAAUGUGACUGACUGGGGAAUGCUGGGAGUUGUAGGACUUUCUGACUUAAACUUGCAUAAGGUUGAACCCUAAAUCAAGGCAAAACUUUUAGAUACUGUUAGGGUAAUAGCAUCUAAAGCUUUACAGAAAACAAUUUGAAAUGGCUUUGCAAAUGAUAAAUGAUUGCUAUGUAUGUUUGGAGACAGAGCUAAGCAUUUGCCUGUAUCCAAAUAGUGCAGUAGUUGUUUAAUUGGUUAUCUGACUGCUUUCCCAGGAACCCCUUGAAAACCUUCUCAAACAGUGUAGAGGUUGUUCUAGGGAUUGCAGGGAGAAGUGGCAAAAUUAACUACCUCCAGUGACAAGCCUUCCCUGGAUUUCUGUCUCUUCCAAAAGAGAGGAGCCCUUCUGUUCAUGGAAAGGCAAGCCUUAGCCCAACCCAGAGAGAUUUGGGCUGAAACUUGACAGAUACAGAUCGUAAUUGUUUUUCUUUGUUCAUUACCAGGCAUCUCUUUCAGUAGAAAUUUAUGAAAUAGAAGGCAAUAUUUUCAGGGUUAAAAUUAAUGAGAUAACACCACUCAAACCAAGAUAUGAAGUCCCUGAUGUUCUUAUAAAAGAUCCUAUCAGCCUCAGGUAAGUUGUGGAAAAUGAUACUUGUGCCUAUCAUUUUUGCAGAAAGCAGUGCCCAGAGUACUCAUCAGCAUGCAGUAGCUGUAAUAGAAUUGAAUUCUCCUAUUUAAAAUAGUAGAGAUCAAAUUGCCAACAUACGCUGGAUCAUGGAGAAAGCUAGGGAGUUCCAGAAAAACAUCUGCUUCAUUGACUAUGCUAAAGCCUUUGAUUGUGUGAAUCACAACAAAUUGUGGUUAAGAGUAUUGCAGAAAGAUGCAAAUGAGCUUGUGUUGGCUGGUACCAGUGAAGACCAGCAACUUUGGAUCACAGCAAAUCCUUUUCAGAUACAGCUUCUUUCCAAGGAUGAAACUGAACUGAGCAUGAACUCGGAUGGCCUGUUGUAUUGGGAGCAUCUACAGCCACCUCCCCAAAUCAGGAAAUCUACAUUGCAAGAAAAGGAAGGUGGAUCAUCUGACUCUUCUGAGGAAAAUCAAGAUGACUUUGGUCUGUGGAAAGAGAAAUUUGGCAGUUUUUUAGACAUCAAAGCUAAUGGACCCAUUAGUAUAGGCUUAGAUUUUUCUUUACAUGGAUUUGAACAUAUCUAUGGAAUUCCUGAGCAUGCAGAGACACUCCUGCUUAAGAACACCAGUGAUGACGAUGUCUACCGACUUUAUAACCUCGAUGUCUUUGGAUACAAGAUCCACAGCAAAAUGGGCAUUUAUGGUUCAGUGCCCUUGCUCUUAGCACACAAACCUGACAGAACUAUUGGGAUCUUCUGGCUGAAUUCUUCAGAAACUCUCGUAGAAAUUGCUACAAAGGCUACAGCAAAGGCUUUGCCCUCCAAAACUCCAGACGUCGCCAAACAGCGGGUGGUGCCUCAAACCAAUGUGCACUGGAUGUCAGAAAGUGGAAUAAUUGAUACCUUCAUCCUAAUGGGCCCCAGUCCCUUUGAUGUUUUUAAGCAGUAUGCACAGUUGACAGGUACUCAGGCCUUGCCCCCACUUUUCUCCCUUGGCUACCAUCAGUGCCGCUGGAAUUACGAAGAUGAGGCAGAUGUGGAAAUGGUAGAUGCAGGUUUUGAUAAGCAUGACAUCCCCUACGAUGUUAUGUGGCUUGACAUUGAACACACUGAUGGCAAGCGGUACUUCACAUGGGAUAAGAAGAAAUUUGGCAAUCCUGAGAGGAUGCAAAAGCAGAUAUUGAUGAAGAAAAAACGCAAGCUUGUUGUCAUUGUGGACCCCCAUAUUAAGGCUGAUCCUCUGUACUCAAUAUAUUCACAAGCAAAAAAGAGAGGAUAUUUUGUAAAAGAUCGUAAAGGUGAAGAUUUUGAGGGCAUUUGUUGGCCAGGUCUUUCUUCUUACCUGGAUUUCACUAAUCCUGAAGUCCGAGAAUGGUAUGCAGAUCAAUUUGCCUUUGAAAAAUACAAGGGUUCUUCUGAAAUCCUUUUUGCCUGGAAUGAUAUGAAUGAGCCCUCAGUCUUCAAAGGGGUAGAACUAACUAUGCAGAAGGAUGCUGUCCAUUAUGGCAAGUGGGAACAUCGAGAUGUUCAUAAUCUCUAUGGCUUUUACCAGCAAAUGGCAACCACAGAAGGACUGAUCAAACGAAGCUUAGGGCUGGAGAGGCCUUUUGUUCUCACACGCUCUUUCUUUGCUGGAUCACAGAAGUAUGGUGCCGUAUGGACUGGAGAUAACAAAGCAGAGUGGCAGUACUUGAAAAUCUCCAUUCCAAUGUUGCUGACCAUCAGUAUUGCAGGAAUUUCAUUCUGUGGAGCGGAUGUGGGUGGAUUUAUUGGAAAUCCAGAACCAGAACUACUUCUUCGAUGGUAUCAAGCUGGGGCACUCCAACCAUUCUUUAGAGGACAUGCCAAUAUGCAUACCAGGCGUCGUGAGCCCUGGUUGUUUGGCGAAGAGAACACAAAGAUCAUCAGAGAAGCAAUCAAGGAGCGCUACUCCCUUCUUCCUUACUUAUACACACUGUUCUACCGAGCACAUACAGUGGCCGAGCCAGUCAUGAGGCCUGUCUGGGUAGAAUUUCCCAAGGAACUGGAAACUUUUGGCAUUGAAGAUGAGUUUAUGCUUGGAAAUGCUUUGUUGGUGUAUCCAGUUACUGAACCAAAGGUCACUACAGUCAGUGCUUUUCUGCCAGGCCAACAAGAGAUCUGGUAUGACUUUCGAAAACUGAGAUAUCUGGAUGGACAAGGCAUACUGAAGGUUCCAGUAACAUUGAACAAUAUUCCUGUAAUGCAUCGUGGGGGAACUAUUAUACCACUCAAGACAUCUGUUGGAAAAUCCACAGAGUGGAUGAUAGAGGCUUCUUAUGAACUGCGUGCUGCCCUAGAUCACAUGGGGUCUGCAUCAGGAGAGCUCUACUUGGAUGAUGGCCAUUCAUUUCAGUAUCUCCAUGACAAGCAGUUCCUGCUCAGAAAGUUCACCUUCCAUAAUAAUGUUUUCUCAUCUAGGUGUGCAGAUGAAAAUGGGCAGUUUCUUACAGGAUGUGUCAUUGAACGGAUACUGAUUUUGGGAAUGAAAAAGCAACCUUCCUCUGUGACUGUCAGCAUCCACAAUGGGAAAGACAAAGCAGUGCCUUUCACUUACGAAAGUUCAGUGAAGAACUCUGUGUUGACCCUUCAAAAGCUUUCAUUAAAUGUUGGCAUUGACUGGGUGCUUCAAAUCAAGUGAAGCUACAGCAGCAAAGAAAUGGAAGAAAAACGGAGAAACAGUGGUUUGGAGUAACUUAGCUGACUCUUUUGAAAUGCUUUUUUUCCCCAAAUAAGCAAAUCAUGAACUUUCUUAGGCAAAAUUUGUGUAGUUUCUGCUAAUUAAGAUUCAAGGUAUUCUUUGCACAUGACAACUUGCCAGUAACUGUUUGCAACAACUGUUCUGCUGAGGAUGGCUUGCUUCCAGGGUUUUGCAGUUGUGGGAAAACGUUGUUCCGCAUGUAUCCAAGCAACAGCAGCUGGAAUACUUUCUUGCUUUGAUGGAUUUUUUCCCCUUCUGUUCCAGAUUUUGUUUCUCAGUGUUCAUCCUUGUAAUGAAUGUCUCAGAGAAGGAAACAACUUAGAACAAUCUGUACUAAAUCCACCAACAUAGAACAGAAAAUUUGUUCUGCAAAGUGGUCUUGGACAGAGAAACUUAACACUGAGGACUGUUUCUGUAAUCCAGCUAUAAAACCUAUGGAGAAAUUCAGCUCCAUAAAACAACACAGUUUUCUUACAUGGGAGAAAAGAAAUUGUCUUGAGUGAAUGUUCAUCAUUUAACUUAGUCCAUAGAACUUACACUAUUGUGAGCAUGCUUCCGGUACAAGAACAAACCAAAGUAGUAAUGAAUUUAGAAUGAAUGGCAAAACAAUAUGGCAGAAAGGUUAAAACUGGGUCAUUUAAACAUUCAGGACAAUAUCCAGUGGUACCUAUCCAUAAGUGGGGCUUGCUGCCCCUUCAGUUUCACAGGCAGGGAUCACUAGUGCUUCUAGUCCUCAAGCAGUGAGCCACACCAAUCCAUUGCACAAGCAGAGUCCAUCACUUGCUUGUCACAGAGAAAUUUGGCAGUUCUGGGGCAAGCUUUGAAAUCAGUGAAAAUGUUAAUUUCUGGAAUGGGGCAGGUCAGCAGAGCUCUCUUGUGUGGGCUCUGCCAGCCUGCCCCAUUCUGGAAAGUAGCGUUUCCACUCAUUUCAGGUUGCCCCCAGAAGCAUGAAAUCUCAGUUGCACAAGCGAUUGAUCCUGCUUGCACAGUGGAACCAGCAGGACUGGAUGCUUGUGGAUGGUAAUUAUUGGAUAUUGCCCACUGUAAUAUUCAAACUUAGCUUUACUGAGCAUUUCAGUCAUGUUAAAGCACAAGGCUCUGUAGGUUAGGAGUGUUUGUCUUAUAAUACGGUAUACAACUUUAAAAAACAGUUCUUCCAUUAUGCAGAAGACAGGAGCACAGUGGCUGCCCUUGCUUUCAGUGCUGUUCAACAUUUUAGAAGUUUGUCCAGAUUGGCACUGCCCCAUAGAUCCUAACAAAGGUUUAGUUUGGAUUUUUCAGGAAACAGUAGUGUUCAAGGCACAACUCUGUGUAGUGCUCCACUCACAACUGUCCCUGGCCACAGUGUAUUUACAUAUUAGAUUGUACACCCCAGAUUUUCUGUUCUCGGUGCUUUGUUGUCUGUGCUCUGGUUACAUCAGAGUUAGACUGUGGUAGUGCCCUUUACGUGGAGCUGCUCUUGAGUGUCUGGAAGCUUCAGGUUCCAUAUGGCAGCUAGACUAUUAGUGAUGAUCACACUUUUAUUGAACAUAACAAUGUCCCAUAUUUCAGAACAAAUCAACACAAUAAAUUCUUCCUUAUGGGGGGAUUGUUUUAGUCUAAAAAGCUUGCACAUGGUACACCGUUGUAUUUAUUAUAUUUAUAGCCUACCUUUUUUCCUUCAAGGAGCUCAAGGUGGCUUACAUAUUCUUUCUCUUCUUAUCCUCACCAUAACAUUGAGAGUCAGUGACUGGCCACAUUCACCCACUGAGCUUCGUGGCCAGGUGGGGACUAGAACCCAGAUCCCCUGGAUUCCCAGUCCAAUAGUUUAACCUCUACAUCACAAUUAUAAAGGUCCACCCUCUUGUGAAGGGUGUGCAAGAUGAUUCUCUUGCACAGGCUCACAUUCCAUAGUGCACAGCAUAGGUAUUAGCAGUGUCAGGUGUUCCAUCUGAAAAUAAUAUGUUGUAUAACUUAUUUAACAUUCUGUUCUGUCUCUCAUGCAGUUGCCUCUCUCAUCCCAAAGGCCUAGCUUUACGAUACAGAUCUUUUUUCCUUGAGGAGUCCCUGUAUUCCUCAGACGUAUCUGCUUAGACUUAAGUACUUCCUUCCAGGGUUGAGCUGCAGGCCUCUCAAGCAAGAGGAGCACCAUGUUUCACCCAGGAUGUUAGUGCUUGAUGUAUUCAUAAAGAAGUAUAUCCUGAAAUAUGGUUUGACGAAGAAAAACCACGCCUUCCAUAUCUCUUUCACGUGCAAAAAAGACACUUCCCCUCUCUAUAGCAUUUUGUUUCCUCCACUGCAGAGGUUCCUCCCUCAACUCCCCUGACGUCACUUUCUGCAAAGGGAAUUUGGCAGAGGCAGCGUUCGUUAGAACAAACUGCUGUGACUGCAUUUUAAGCUGCUGGAUGUAAAUUGAGCUAUGCAAGCCUGCUUUCCAAGGAAUGUUAAGGAUCUCUCCCACUUUUCCCAUGGAACUAUUUUAAGGCCAGAACAUAUGCUGCUUCCAAUGCAUGGUGGAGGGCAUGUGAUUCUCGCACCCUGGGCCUGGUCAGUGCCUGAAUGGAAGACGGCCUGGGAACCCCACACGGACACUGCCUUGAGCUCAAAGUUGGAAGAAAGGCAGGAUAUAAACCUACCACAUAAAAAAUAUUCUUUAUCUUGGUGUGCAUGUUGUGCAGCAUGAAGUUUGGUGUAGACUCUGUCUGCUCAGUGAUUCUGAUUUGUUUAAAAUAAAGCUUUAGCUCUUGUGGUUGUCA
Messenger RNA from Varanus komodoensis (Komodo dragon), 6192 nucleotides. It is a transcript of the gene GANC, whose product is annotated as glucosidase alpha, neutral C. The record is from RefSeq and is a predicted model, not a curated record. Lineage: Eukaryota; Metazoa; Chordata; Lepidosauria; Squamata; Varanidae. Gene Ontology annotation, molecular function: carbohydrate binding; alpha-1,4-glucosidase activity. Gene Ontology annotation, biological process: N-glycan processing; carbohydrate metabolic process. The transcript has 21 exons. The coding region runs from base 887 to 3397 and encodes 836 amino acids.